Daphnia pulicaria is the source of this 2865-nucleotide messenger RNA. RefSeq names its product ras and EF-hand domain-containing protein homolog. Gene Ontology annotation, cellular component: trans-Golgi network; Golgi apparatus; late endosome. The record is from RefSeq and is a predicted model, not a curated record. NCBI's taxonomy places the organism in Eukaryota, Metazoa, Arthropoda, Branchiopoda, Diplostraca, Daphniidae. The coding region runs from base 259 to 2115 and encodes 618 amino acids. Gene Ontology annotation, biological process: endosome to lysosome transport; phagosome-lysosome fusion. The transcript is spliced from 7 exons. Gene Ontology annotation, molecular function: GTPase activity; GTP binding.
AACCCAUCCCUAACUAAAGUCAUUACUGACGUUCAUUUGUUUCUAAAAAAGCAACGCCCCCACGUCUGGUGGAAACUGAAUCAGUCUGCGACACACAAGUGAAGUCACGAACACGUUACGUGAUUUAGAUUGGCAGAUCUUCCCAUAUCGUUUUAUCACUUCUGACUGUCGAAUCUUCUGGCUGCACGAGACUUCGGCGUUGAAAUCUCCCAUGUCCUUGCACGAUUGCUAUUGUAUUGAAGGUUCCCAUUUCGCCAGAUGGAGACUAAACCCGUUGAGACUGGGAACAAGAGUGAAGGUGAUGAACAACAGUUGUCGCCAACCAAACCAGCUCUACAACAGCAGCAGCAAGAGAACGUCAGACGCAGUCCUCUCGGCUUUCUGAAGAAGCGCGUCAAAUCCGGUAGUAGCAAAAAGCGGCGCGACAGCGGAAAUUCCGAGGGCGACAUCGAACCCGUUGUUACGAUCGAAGAGGAGUUAUCUGACAACAAAGUCCUCGCCUCACCAUCAAAUUCCGCCAGUCGUCGUCUUUCCCUUGAUUCGGCGCCAUCGUCGCAACCAGUCCAGCCCUUGAACAGCAGCAGCAAAGAGAAGCCUCGUCAGUAUCGAGGCAUCGCCAAAGUUUUUCACGACUUGAAGUACCGCUCCCGAAUCCGCAAGAGCCAUUCUGCUCCACCCUCUGGCAUGGAUAGUAACCAAGUCUCGAGCCCAGUGUCGGUGGUGGCCGACGAUGACUCCUUCUCGUCGUACGCCACGGCCAUGGGAGCCCACAGUUCCGGCUACUCGACACCGUUGAUGUCGUCGAACGUGGGUAGUCCGGAAUCGUCGAUGACUGAAAGUUUUGUGGAAGAAGACGAAGAACAGGCGGAUGUGACUACGACCACAAUGGAAGAGUCUCUCAGUCCGGCUCAGGUUGCCGCCGUUCAGUUGGCCAGUCCCCCGUCUGCACCUGCUUCGCCUCCUCCCGCUAAAAUGGCCUCUGAAACCUUAGCGGAGCCAAGUCCCAAAGCUUCUAGUCUUGAAACAGAACCCGUAGACGUUGAUGAAACCCUAGCAAAUUCGAGUAGUACCAACAACAACAACAAGCCCGAGUGUCAUCAACAAGAAGAAGCCACUCCUGUUUCUACGGUCGUCUCUUCCGCCAGUGCCGAUACUUCCUCUUCUCCUUCCCUUGCCGUUUCCCGCCCAGCAGAGGCCACCACUUUGACUACUUCUUCUGGUGGUUCGGCUGCUGGUCAAAGGUCGAGGAUACCACUAUUGUCGCAACAUCGUUCCUCGGUCCCUUGCACUUCGACAAGUCAAGAGACAACCGAGGCAUUGAAAGUUCAACAGCCGGAGCGAUCCUCUUCCACCAGCGAAUUUCGCUUCUGUUUCAGCGAGUACAACGGUACCAAGUCACCCACCAAAGGAUUGAUCCGCUCGUCCGAUUCUAGCAAGAUGGACACAGCCAACAAUACGGCUGGCACCGAUGCCAACGGCUAUCCGAAGAAUGAACAUUUGUACAAAGUGCUUGUCAUUGGAGAACUGGGCACCGGCAAAACGUCCAUUAUCAAGCGCUACGUCCAUCAGUUCUUUUCGCAGCACUAUCGAGCCACCAUCGGAGUCGAUUUUGCCCUUAAAGUCGUUCACUGGGACCAGAGCACCGUCAUCCGCCUUCAAUUAUGGGAUAUUGCCGGUCAGGAAAGGUUCGGCAACAUGACUCGAGUCUAUUACAAGGAGGCUGUGGGAGCAUUCAUCGUAUUUGACGUCACAAGAAGUAGCACAUUCGAAUCGGUAGCCAAAUGGAAACAAGACCUUGACACAAAAGUUCAGCUUCCGGACGGAAGUCCCAUUCCUUGUGUAUUACUCGCUAAUAAGUGUGAUCAACCGAAAGAAGGUAUUGCCGCAAGUCCAGCCAAAAUGGAUGAAUAUUGCAGAGAAAAGGGCUUUGCCGGCUGGUUUGAAACGUCAGCCAAGGACAAUAUCAAUAUUGAUGAUGCGGCGAAAUUCCUCGUCGGAACGAUUCUUCAGAAUGAUCAAUGGAGUACCAGCAUAAAAGAGGAGGACGCCGACAAACUGGAUCUUAAUGGGAAGGGAGGAACUGCCGGUGGUGACAAGAAGAGCAAUUGUUGUUGAUUUCUCACGCUCUGCUCACAAGCGUAUCUCGUUGCGUGCCCUCCCAAAAUUUACGCCAUAUCGUGUCAAAAUGAACGGUCUACCGUUUAAAAAUUUCCUAUCAUUUCUUUCUUUUUUGCAUCUUGUGGGGUCUUUCUGGCUCCACCCGGUUUUUAUAAGUGUGUUGGGACAUUACGUCGCUUCGUUUGAGGCAUAAUUAAUGUCGGGGGAAAUUUAGGCCAUUGUAAAGGGGGCACUGUGGUCUACGGCUGUCUUUAAAAAAAUUCUAUCAUUUUAAUGCACUUUCUAUCAUUUUGCUAACGUUGAGCAAGAGAGCAUCGACUAUUCUACUAGUCUCGAGCCGAUGUAUUUGUCUUGGAAUUGUUUCUUAUAUCAUAUAGUAUGUACGAGUGUGUUUCAAUUUUCUUUGCCUCGAUCAUCUACUAUUGGAUCUGAAAUAUUUUUGGUUGCUGAUUGAGUAAAGUUUAAAGUUCCAGUCGACACAACAUCUCAUCAUGGGGCACCCAUAUCCUCCAAAUAAAAGAAAAAAAAACUAAAAUUAAAUAAUUAUCGAUACAUUAUAUGUAAGUUUUUACGCAUUUUCUGUCAUAUCUAUUAAUUCAAUUGUGAUGUCCGCCACGGUAUUUCCUUGAUAAAAAUUAAUGAUAUACGCUUGCCAUCACCCCCUCACGCAUUGUGUGUUGGAAUAUGAGACAAAAUGUUCGUGUCAUAAUAUCACUCGAAAAAUGAAUACAUCACGCUAGGCAAUAA